AUGCCACCACAUAUGGAUAAGUUGAAGGAUCUCCACACAUUGAGUGACUUUGUUGUUGGCAAACAAACUGCACCUAGCAUUGUAGUGUUGAAAGAGCUUCAGAUAGUAGGUACACUUGCUAUUUCAGGGCUUCAUAAUAUAGUGAAUUCUGAGGAUGCUUUUGUUGCCAAUAUGAGAAAUAAGCACCUUGACGGACUAGCUUUGACAUGGGGAGCUGAGACCGAUGAUUCACAAAAAGAUAGAGAGGUGCUUAAUAAUCUCCAGCCUCAUACACACCUGAAAGCCCUCAGUCUUAAGUUUUUAUGGGGGUACAAGAUUUCCGGAUUGCUACCCUCCCUCGUCACGCUUUAUGUUUGUGGGUUAAAUGAAGUGGAGACGAUAGGGCCUGAGUUUUAUGGUAAUGGUGUUUCUGUUGUUAUGCCAUUUAGAUCUCUAUCAGUUUUAUUCUUCAAAGAUAUGUUGGGAUGGCAAGAGUGGUCUCAUUUCGGAAGUAGCCAAGAAGGUGGAGCUUUUCCUCAUCUUUGUCAGCUCUAUCUGACAAAUUGUCCCAAGCUAACACAGAAAUUACCUGAGUAUCUUCCAUCCUUGACUACACUUGAGAUAAGGAGAUGCGAGCAACUUCUGGGUUCACUUCCAAGAACUCGGGCCAUUUUGGAGAUUCCUUCUGUGAAAGACAACCUUUGUCUUGAAGAGAAAACUAGCGGUACUAACUCAUCUCUUACUCCAUUUCCUUGUGACGGUCUGGCUGAUGCUUUAAGAGUUCUUAAAAUAAAAAACUGUUGGAACUUAUCUCCACUAAAUUACUGCUAUGCAUUCCUUAAAACAUUGAAGAUAAAGAGUAGCUGUGAUUCAACCACAUCUAUCCCGCUGGACUACUUCCCAAAUGUUAAAGAGCUCAAAUUAUAUGACUGUAGGAAUCUGGAAUCCCUUACUUAUUCCCAGGAUUCUGAAAGCCCUACAAUCCUGUCCCUCAGUUCCUUGAGAAUAUUUAAUUGCCCAAAUUUUAUAUCUUUUCCUGAUGGAGGACUGUACGCCCCCAACUUGAUAGUGCUUAAUAUAUCUGAAUGUGAUAAAUUGAGGUCAUUGCCAGAACAUAUGUGCACCAGUCUCUCAUCUCUUCAGGCUGUAAUCCUAGAGUAUUGUUCUGAACUAGAGUCAUUUCCUGAAGGGGGACUGCCUUCAAAUUUGGAUAUGCUGCGUAUCUUUGGAUCCAAAAAACUCAUUGCCAACCGCAUGCACUGGGGUCUGGAUAGGCUCAUCUGUCUCAGAUACUUGGCCUUCAGCUUUGACGAAUGUGAAGACGUUGUAUCAUUUCCAGAGGAGGGGCUUCUGCCUACCAUUUUGACUACUCUCUGCAUCUUCAAUAGUCCAAAUCUUAAGAUCCUGGACUCUAAGGGUUUUCAAAACCUCACCGCUCUUCAACAUUUGUUCAUUGAUGGGUGUAAUGAGCUUGAAUGCUUGCCAGAAGGCCUUCCCACUUCUCUUUCUCAUUUGGAUAUCAAUAAAUGUCCUUUGCUGACACAAAGGUGCCAGAAUGAGAUAGGGGAAGAUUGGCCAAAGAUUUCUCACAUCACUCGUGUAACCGUUGAUGGGCUCGAUUUCAUAAACUGA
Messenger RNA from Malus domestica (apple), 1611 nucleotides. The record is from RefSeq and is a predicted model, not a curated record. NCBI's taxonomy places the organism in Eukaryota, Viridiplantae, Streptophyta, Magnoliopsida, Rosales, Rosaceae.